Messenger RNA from Emericellopsis atlantica, 1473 nucleotides. RefSeq lists its product as uncharacterized. Bases 235 to 1392 code for a protein of 385 amino acids. The transcript has a single exon. The record is from RefSeq and is a predicted model, not a curated record. Lineage: Eukaryota; Fungi; Ascomycota; Sordariomycetes; Hypocreales; Bionectriaceae.
GCUUGUCCAGCCACAAGACGCCAACGGCUGCCGUUUUCUUCUCUUCUCAUUAAUUUCAUUUCCAUCCGUGGAAUCGUCGGGCACUGCGACUCUGUGCAACUCUGUCAGCAGAGCGAGCGAGUGUGAAGGCGAGUGAGUCCGGUCGUCAGUUCUACGACAGAUCUUCUCAGCACAGUCAGACACCGAGCAAAUCAUUAGAACAGGCCGACUGCCCGAGAGAAACAGCCGACCGCCAUGCUACGCAAAAAGGAGACCUUUACCGUCAUCACGCCCAUUCCGGGCUUCAUCCCACGCCAGCUCGCGCUCGACAUUCUACACUCCCACUCCGAGGUCAUCACCCUCAACCCACUCGUCCUCCGCCACAAACCUAUCCCCGCACCCCAGACAGCCGCCGCCGAUGAGUACUACAGCACCUGGUACGAGAUCACGGAGCGCGUGCAGGUCGUGCCGGGCGUGGGCAGGGCGGGCAGCAAGGAGACGACGUUCCAGGGAUGUUUCCACGACAUGCCUUGGGGUCUGCAGACACACAUCUACGCCAUCCUCGGCAUCGACAUCCGCAUCCGCUACCGCGUGGGCGGCAAUCAGCCUGGCUUUGAGCCCCCCGAGCAGCGCGAGCUGGGGCAGGCCGCGCAGGCCAUCCCCGCCGAGGGUCUCUACCUGCGCGAGGACAUUGAGAUCAAGUGCAACAUCAGCCUCGUGUCCUUUGUCAAGUCGCAGCUCAAGGCGGCCAGCAAGGAGAUGGUCGACAGGAUCAUCCGCAAGGCCGAGCUGCUCGACGCCGGCACGCUGCAGGCCAUGAUGACGGCGGAUGGCAAGCUCAAAACGGUGAACCCCAACGAUCGGUCCCAGGGCGCUGGCGCGGAUGCGGGAGGGACAGGGCCCUUGCUGUCGCCUCGUCUGCCGUACCAACGCUCGCCCUCGGCGCCGCCCUACGCGCACGUCCAGAGCGCGGCGUCCCCGGAUGGAAACUAUCCCCAGUCGCCUGGGCAGUACUAUCAGUAUCACGGGCAGCCGUCGCCUGGGCAGUUGUCUCCCGGGCAGUUGUCUCAUGGGCCGCCAUCUCCUGGGCCACCGUCCCCUGGGUAUCCGUCAUCACAGUACGGGCAACAGCAGCAGCAGCACAUGCAGAGACACCCGGGCCAGGCGUCGCCACAGCCUAUGGAGUUUCCCGCUGAGAUGGGCGAUUCACGCCAGCAAUGGAGUCGGUCGCCCAUCCCACAGCAUCAGCAGCAGCAGCAGCAAGGAGGGUACUAUCAAGCAGGAUACCAGCAGGAUCAGCAGUGGGCGAACACGCAGAAGACGGAGUAUGCGCAUGCGCAGCAGCAACAACAACAGCAACAGCCUGCGACGACGUUUGCUGCUGAGCUGCCCGCCGAGGAAGUGAAGCGAUAGGAGCAGCGAGGAUAAUUCGAUUGGGUUAGGUCAUCUUUCGCGAGGGCAGCAGCUUAGGCGUCGGCGCAGCGGGGAUUGUGU